Molecule: messenger RNA, 813 nt
Organism: Microdochium trichocladiopsis
Lineage: Eukaryota; Fungi; Ascomycota; Sordariomycetes; Xylariales; Microdochiaceae
Exons: 1
Coding region: 1-813 (270 amino acids)
Source: RefSeq, a predicted model, not a curated record
AUGAUGAAGGUCGCCUCUCUUGGGAUCAUUCUGGGCUGCGUCCUGUUCUCUAGCAUCGCGGCAGCGACUACCACCGGAAUAGAGAAGACACUCAAAACAAAUCAAGCAGGAACAAGAGGUGCGAGCGAGCGGACGACGUCGCUGGCAACAUGGAUGGGAGCACUGGCAUUGCCACUAUCAGCACCAGCACCAUCGCCUGCAGACCCAGGAGGAGUGGGCGCAGUUGUAGAACCAGCUGCCAGAGCACGUGGCGUGGACCUAAGCUACCUCGCCGACAUGGUUUCCUACGCGUCCGGCCAGAUCCCGCAGAACACGGCAUUCAUCAAGCAGACCAUGCGGGCCAUCGCAGCAGGACAGCAGCACGUCGAGGAUCCCGCCGUCCAGGCUGGGAUCAAGGAGGCACUGGCAAAGACGAGAUCACACCUGCAGAACGUCGGCGGGGCGCUGGUCGCGGCUGUCGAUGCCAUCAAGAACCUCCAAAGUGCUGGGAAGGGCGUGGUGUACUCCGAACAGGCGGCACAACUCCUCCAGCUGGCCGGGCAGAUGAGAAGGAUGGGCAGGGCUGCGAAGAGGGGGCUUGUCAACAAGUCGGGAAAGGUCAGGCCACUACUCGAGAAUAUUGAUGGCGGAGAAGGGGGAAACAGGGAUAUUGACGCCAUGUUGAAGGCUGUGGGCUUGUGGGCUGGGAGUUUGAGAACGGUAAUGGGGGUUGUCAGGAGUAGUGGCGACCUUGGUCAGACACAGAAGAACGAGGUGUCUGCAGCACUGGAAAAGGUGAUCAAGGUAGCACGUGGUUUACAAAAGCUGCAGUGA